Molecule: messenger RNA, 734 nt
Organism: Rhodamnia argentea
Lineage: Eukaryota; Viridiplantae; Streptophyta; Magnoliopsida; Myrtales; Myrtaceae
Product: protein CAJ1
Exons: 6
Coding region: 52-456 (134 amino acids)
Cellular component (GO): cytoplasm; nucleus
Molecular function (GO): protein folding chaperone; protein-folding chaperone binding
Source: RefSeq, a predicted model, not a curated record
UCACGAUGGCCUAAUAGGAAAGUGAAGAAUAAGAGCAAGAACAGUGGCGAAAUGCGGAGCGACGAAGCCAGAGACCUUCUGGGCUUCCCUCCAAAUUCUUGCCCCACUCCUUCUCAGGUUAAAGCGGCUUUCAAGAAGAAGGUAUGGGAGUCGCACCCUGAUCUCUUCCCAAUUAAUGAAAAGAAAACGGCAGAAUCUAAGUUCAAGCUGAUUUCAGAAGCUUACAACCGUCUGCUGUCUGGUGCGAAAUGGGAAUAUUCAGAGUCAGGUUCAUAUGUUCGUGUUGUGAGAAGGGGAGUUCCAUCGACGAAUGGUGCAAAAGGAUAUCGCGCACUCGUGGGGAUACCUUUCCUAUUCAUCGUUCUGGGAACACUUGGACUCGGGGGAUUUAAUGCUUCCAGGGCAUACAAUAGGGAAAAGCGGAAUUAUCCAUCUCAUAAUCCCUUUCUUCCCUGAUUUGGGAACCGUAGCCGAAACUAAGUCGGAUAAAUUGUCUGGCAUCAUGGUCAUGAAGUGCGUGUUCAACAGAUAAGGCGCUAAUGCGAAGAAACAUAUGAUGUAUCCUGUACAUGUUUGUUAAUCCUGUAAAUGAAUACACAAUCAAGAUCAUCAAUCUCCAGAUUCACCCUCUUCCUUCUUUUUAUCAGUCGUAUACAAUUUGUCUGCAGUCAUUGGUCUUCCUCUCGUUUCUGCCCUUUUUUUGGGCCAUUGGUCAUCUUAGCUUGUUGAUUAAA